Molecule: messenger RNA, 1030 nt
Organism: Daldinia loculata
Lineage: Eukaryota; Fungi; Ascomycota; Sordariomycetes; Xylariales; Hypoxylaceae
Exons: 3
Coding region: 88-624 (178 amino acids)
Source: RefSeq, a predicted model, not a curated record
ACAACAUCCACAAUCAACAGCAAGUCUUAAUCAACACUCUACUACACACUUUCUACAACUCCUCGAAGUUUUAAAAAACCAGUCACAAUGGGUUUCACUCACUACUCCGGCCCCGCCUCCAGCUUCCCCGGCAAGGACCAGUGGAAGUCGUUCGAGGAGAUCUUCAACGCCAACAAGUCCGCCAUGGCAGCUACUGGCGACACUGGCGAGGACAUUGGCCGUAUCUGGAACGCCGUCAACGAAUGCGCCAAGAUCGGUGUUGAAGAGCGCGUCAUCUUUGCCAUCAUCAUGCAAGAAAGCACCGGCAACGUUGGUGUCCGCACCACCGUGAACAUGGACGGCCACUCCACUGCCGGCCUCAUGCAAUGCGACGGCAGCCCUGGUUUCCCUGGCCAGCACGGUCUCAGCCAAGACCAAAUCACCUCCAUGGUUCGCGCCGGCACCAACCACUUCAAGCAGAACCUCAAGGACUUCGGCAACGCCGACACCGCCGAGUGCAUCUACAAGGCUCUACGCGAAUACAACUCGGGCUCCGUCAACCCCAACGACCUCAGCGACGGCCGCGGCGCUACUCCCGACUACGUCUCCGACGUCGCCAACCGCCUCCUCGGCCGCACCAACUAAGCUGCUGUUCUGUCAAUGCUAAAAGGGGGUGAAAGGGGUAACGCGUAGUAUAUAGGGCGGUUUUGAAUAUAUAUCGGAGGGAGAGCAAUAGUUUCAAUCAUAUACACUUAGAACACGUUCAUUUUUUUUGUAUAUAGCUGUCUAGUCCAAUACAGUCUCUUCUAUCGCUUAAAAUGUUUUCGGCUAGGUAGUAGCUCAGGUUUAUCCCUAAACCAUUGAUUUCCAAUAUACAUUAACUACCUACCUAUAUUAUAUAGGUUCCUAGUAUUUAAAGAAGAAUAUUGGUACUGUUAGGGUAUAAGUGGGUUAGGGGUAGAUUCAGGGGUAGAUCUACUAGGAUUGGGUAUAUAAGAGGCGCGCAGCGCCCUCGAGGAUAGAAGGGCAUGCGUUAAUAGUUAAAUUCAAC